Molecule: messenger RNA, 2868 nt
Organism: Strongyloides ratti
Lineage: Eukaryota; Metazoa; Nematoda; Chromadorea; Rhabditida; Strongyloididae
Product: Kinesin heavy chain
Exons: 3
Coding region: 1-2868 (955 amino acids)
Biological process (GO): microtubule-based movement
Molecular function (GO): microtubule binding; microtubule motor activity; ATP binding
Source: RefSeq, a predicted model, not a curated record
AUGAAAUACAUCAAAAGAAUGGCUCAGCAUCAGCCACCUUCAGAAUGUUGCAUCCAAGUUUGUUGCCGUAUUAGGCCUUUAAAUGAAACAGAAAAGAAAAAUGGGUAUCAAUUUAUACCCAAAUUUCCUUCAAAAGAAUCAAUUAUAGUUGGAGGAAAAACGUAUAAUUUUGAUAGAGUAUUUGAUCCUUCUUGUAAUCAACAACAAGUAUAUGAAGGAUCAGCUUAUCAUAUUGUACAGGAUGUUCUUUCUGGAUACAAUGGAACAGUUUUUGCAUAUGGUCAAACUUCUUCUGGUAAAACUCAUACUAUGGAAGGAAUUAUUGGUGAUAGUGAAAAACAAGGUAUUAUUCCUAGAAUUAUAAAUGAUAUUUUUACUCAUAUUUAUAAUAUGGAUGAACCAGAUUUAGAAUUUGUUCUCAAAGUUUCAUAUUUUGAAAUAUAUAAUGAAAAAAUAAGAGAUCUUUUUGAUGUUUCAAAAACAAAUUUAGCUAUACAUGAGGAUAAAAAUAGAAUUCCUUAUGUUAAAGGUGCGACUGAACAAUUCGUAUCAACACCAGAAGAAGUUUUACAGGCAAUCGAAGAAGGUAAAAAUAAUAGAAUGGUUGCUGUAACUAAUAUGAAUGAACAUUCUUCACGGUCUCAUUCCGUCUUUCUAAUAACUGUUAAUCAAGAAAACAAAAAUACAAAUAAAAAACUUUCUGGAAAAUUAUAUUUAGUUGAUUUAGCUGGAUCUGAAAAAGUUUCUAAAACAGGAGCUGAAGGAAUGGUAUUAGAAGAGGCCAAAAAUAUUAAUAAAUCAUUAUCUGCAUUAGGUAAUGUAAUUGCUGCCUUAGCAGAAGGAACAAAAUCUCACGUUCCAUAUCGUGAUAGUAAAUUAACUAGAAUACUUCAAGAAUCAUUAGGAGGUAAUUCUAGAACAACUAUUGUUAUUUGUGCUUCACCAGCUAGUUUUAAUGAAGGUGAAACAAAAUCUACAUUGUUAUUUGGUCAACGGGCUAAAACUAUUAAAAAUGUUGUUGUUGUUAAUGAAGAAUUAAGUGCUGAAGAAUGGAAAAGAAGAUAUGAACGAGAAAGAGAUAAAGUUUCACGACUUAAAAAUCAUUUGUUAUUGGUAGAAGCUGAACUUAAAAGAUGGAGAAGUGGAGAAAAAGUUCCAGAAUCUGAAUGGACUCAAAUUCUUGGUGGUGAUAUUGUUCAAAUGGGUGAUAUUGGAAAUAGUUCAUUAACUCCAUCGAUUUCAGAUUCAAUGAUGGCAUCAAUGGAUAGAAGUAUAAUGAAUGCUAAAGUUAUUGGAAGUGGUGAUACAGGUCCAAUUACAGAUGAAGAAAGGAGGAAAUAUGAAGAAGAAAGAAGUAAAUUAUAUCAACAACUUGAUGAUAAAGAUGAUGAAAUUCAACAACACAGUCAAAUUGCUGCUCGAUUGCAACAACAAAUUUCUGAACAAGAUGAUCUUAUCAAAAAUCUUAGAGCUGAUUAUGAAAGUGUUUUGUCUGAAUUGGCUCUUACUCAAACAGAAAAUGAUACUUCUAAAGGUGAAUGUAAAGAAGUUAUGGAAGCAUUAGAAGAAGUUGUACUUUCACUUGAACAAAAGAAAGCAGAAGUUGAUCAUAAAGUUAAAGAAAAUGAAAACUUGUCUGAAGAACUUAACAAAAAGACAUUACAAAUAAUAGAGCUUAAUUCAAAAAUGGAUGAAAUUAAAGAACAAGCAGAUAUUCAAAGGAAAAAGAUACAAGAACAUUUCCAGAAUAUGAUUCGUGAACUUCAAGAAAGUGGUGAUGAUAGCAUUGUAUUAAAAGAUCUCGAAAAUCAGGCAACAGAUGAACUUUUGACUCAUACUCGUUUAGCAAUAACAAAAUUAACUUCUGAUUUCAAAGCAGCCCAAAUAAAAGUUUCUUCCUUAGAAACGGGAUCUGAUGAUGUUGCUAAGAAAGUUGAGCAAUACGAAAAAGAGUUAAGUGAGAUUAAGAUUAAUCUCCAACAACAUGAGAUUAAAAAUAAAAGUCUUAAUGAAAAAUGUGAUGAAUUGGAGAAGGCCAAACGUGCACUAGAAGAGACUGUUGAUUCAUUAAAUGCAACACUAGCAUCUGCAUCAACCAGCAGUUCUAGUGGUGUUGUUAAUGAAGAAGCAAAGGAACAACAUCAAAAAUUAGUAGCACAACUUCGUGAUCAAUUAGCUGAAAGAAAUAAUGAAUUAGUAAAUGUUCAAGAUGAAUUAAAAAAUCUCCAAGUUGUCAAAGAUCAAUUACAAGCAGAUUUUGAUAAAUUGAAACAUGAAGAAAAUGAAAAAGAAAACAUUAUUAAAAAUAUGAGCACAAUGGGUGAUCGUAAAGAAAAAGCUUUACAAAGUCUUAGAUCACUUCAAGGUGCAAUGGGUAAAGAAUUAUCUUCACUUUCAAAUCUUAGAAAAUUCUUUGCACAAGAUAUGCUUAUGAAAACUAAGAAAGGUCCAAUGGCUCCAGAUGGUGAAGAAGAAUAUUAUUCUCCAGUUGCACAAAAGCAAAAAAUUAUUUUCCUUGAGAAUAAUCUUGAUCAAUUAACAAAAGUUCAUAAACAACUUGUAAGAGAUAAUGCUGAUUUAAGGUAUGAAUUACCAAAAUUAGAGAAAAGAUUACGUGCUAGUAUGGAAAGAAUCAAGACAUUAGAAAUGGCUUUAAAAGAAACUAAAGAAAAUGCAAUGAAAGAUAGAAAACGAUAUCAAAUGGAGGUAGAAAGAAUCAAAGAAGCUGUAAGGCAAAGAAAUUUAGCAAGACGAGGUAUUGCUCCAAAUAUUGCUAAACCAAUUAGACCUGGUCAACAUUAUCCAUCUCAACCAUCAAUUGUCAGGACAAAUACUAGCAAUAAUAACGUUCCAGGAUCUGGAAUGUAA